This is a messenger RNA of Canis lupus familiaris (dog), 2294 nucleotides long. It is a transcript of the gene PNMA8B, whose product is annotated as PNMA family member 8B. The record is from RefSeq and is a predicted model, not a curated record. NCBI's taxonomy places the organism in Eukaryota, Metazoa, Chordata, Mammalia, Carnivora, Canidae.
GCCCGCAGCGUUACCACGGAGACCCGGCCCAGCUGGGGAGGGGCGAGCCCAGGCGCGCAGGCGUAGGACCCAGCAACCCCUCUCAGCGCAAUCCUCAGAGCUGUGGGUGAGCGCCCAGACCUGGCGCGUGCCCGGCUGCCCUCCCCCAUGCCGCUCCAGGUGAACACAGUGGAGUCCUCCCUUACCCAUGAAAGGGGGCCGCGUCACUGAGGCCAUUCUCAGGGACAAAGGUCGGAGCGGCCGGGCUGCAGCAUCCCUGAGAGUGACACGUAAGCCCCCUGCGGAUUCUCCAACAGCCCAGGAGAGGAGCCAGGGCAUCAGGACAGGCUGCUGCGUCAGCGUCAGCGGGCUAGAGGCAGCAGAGGCCCUGACUACGUAGCCCCACCUGCCACAUUCACCUGAACCUGAACCCAAGACUGCGGCUGUUCCAGGGCAGGACUUGCACCCGGCACCGCAGCCCACGUCCGCCCCAGAUCCCCCCUGCCCUGCGAUCGGCGCCAGAGGGCAGCCUCACCAUGGCCACCAGCCUGUUGCGGGACUGGUGCCAGGGGCUGCAUGUGGACGCGCACCGGACUGCUGUCACCGGCAUCCCAGACGGCCUGGAGAGGGCAGCCAUCGAAGUCUUGCAGCCGGCCUUCCUGCCCCUGGGCACCUUCAGGCUGUGGAACACCCGGGCGGCGACAGACCACAAGGCCAAGGCUGCCCUGGUGGAGUUUGUGGAGGACAUCACCGCGCGCGUCCCCAGGGAGAUCCCGGGCACCGACGGCGACGGCGUCCGGAGGGUUGUGUGUCAGGACCCGGCCGAGGACACAGGAGUCCUGAGGCAGAUGAGACGCCUCCUGCUGGAUGAGGAGCCCCGGCAGGCCGCAGGGCCCGGGGGCCCCGGGGACAGUGUCCCGUCUGCAGCCUCGGCCUCCUCGGAGACCCGGGCCCAGGGCGCAGAGCCCGCCGCCAGGAAGGCUGGUCCCCCGAGGAGGGGCCGCCGGGGGCGCAGAAACAGAGGCAGAGGCAGCAGGGGGUCCCAGGGGGGCAGGCAGGCCGAGCGGGGAGGGCGGCCCACGGACGCCAGGCGGGAGUCGGACGCCUCGGACGCCUCUGCCCAGGGCAGCCUGGGGGUCGUGCUGCAGGGGCCGGAGCAGGGCGACCCGAGCGAGAGCGCCGCCGAGGCUCCGAGCGCGCUGUCCGCCGCGCUGCACGAGGCCGCCCAGGAGCUGAGCAGGAAGGAGUGGGCCCUGCCGAGCGCGCAGGAGAGGGGCCCCGCGAGUUCCUGGCCCUGGGGACGCCGCGGGGGACAGGAGCCCGCCGACGGCGACGCUGCGGACGGCCCGCCGCGGCCACACGGGGAGCCCGGCGACGAGGGGCUGGAGCACCCCGAGUUCGUGGCCAUCGUGGCCUCCACGGACCCGUCGGACCCAUCGGCCCGGGAGGAGCUGCAGAAGAUCGCGGCGGUGAUGGAGGUCCUGGGCUGGAGAGAGACAGAGCGGACGGAUGCGCCCCCCGAGGUCCUCCGCGUCAUGGCCCGGGACGGCGGGGGAGCCCGCGUGCAGGUGGAGGACGCAGGCCGCCGGGUGGACGCCGUGGCGCUGCGGGAGGCCACGCGCGACGGGAGCCUGCGGGAGUCCUCUGCUCCCUGGCCGCGCCCGGCCGCGCUCCGCUCCCGGGGCGAGAGGGCGCCGCGUGGCCCCGAGGGCUGGGCGGACGGCGAGGGGCACCUCCUGGAGCUCGUGGCCUGCUGGCCGCGCGGGAGGCCCGGGAAGGCGGCCGCCAAGGCGGGAGGGCGGCGGCGCCCGAGGCGGGCUGGGCGAGGUCCUGGCGCUGCUGGCUGCGGGGGGCCGUGCGGGCGGCGCAGCGCGGGGAGCCGGGGCGCGGGCCGCGGGCGUGCAGGGAGGUGGGCGAGGCGGGCGCCGGCCCCUUCCCGUCGGGCUCGGGCGGACGCGGAGCGGGAGGCGGGGGGAGGCCGCGGCGGAAGGGCCGUCACUCCGGACUCGCGCGCCCACGACCAGGCGGCCGCGCCCCGGCAAAAGAAGGGGCGCGCGGGCGCCGGGGCCCACGGCUCGGAGUCCGCCCGGGGCAGGAAGGCUGGGCGCGGCGGGGGCAGCCCCCCAGGUGCCGCUAGGGGAGCCCGGAGCCGCGCGGACGCACCGGGGCGCUGCCCCCCCUCCCUGCGCCGGGGCGGCCUCCCCGCCUCACCGCCGGCCUCCCCGCGCCUGUCAGUCCCCGCCUCGCAGGUGGCGGAGCGACCCGGGGGUAGGACAGAGAUGCGGGUGCCUCCAGCCCGCCGCGGCCCCCGGUGA